Messenger RNA from Pseudopodoces humilis (Tibetan ground-tit), 1088 nucleotides. RefSeq names its product cell cycle regulator of NHEJ (gene CYREN). Gene Ontology annotation, biological process: negative regulation of double-strand break repair via nonhomologous end joining; double-strand break repair via nonhomologous end joining. Gene Ontology annotation, cellular component: cytoplasm; nucleus. The record is from RefSeq and is a predicted model, not a curated record. Lineage: Eukaryota; Metazoa; Chordata; Aves; Passeriformes; Paridae.
AUGGCGGCGGGAGAGCGGCGGCGGCAGCUCCCGGCCUGGAUGGGAGCGGCGGGGGACGAGCGGGCGGCGGCGGCCCCGGCCCCCAAGGCCGUGCGGCGGCGGGCGGCGGCGGGGCGCAGGCCGGCGGCGCUGUACUGCAUGAACGAGGCGGAGCUGGUGGAGGUGGCCCUGGCCGUCCUGGCCGAGUGCGAGGAAAGUGAAGAGAAGGCCCGGUCCAGGAGCGAAGAAGAACAGGAGCUCCCACCAACACCAAACGAGGCUCCUGGAAGCACGGCCAACACGGAUGGAGGCAAUGACCACGGUCCGGCAUUUCCAUCCUCUCCUGGUGCUGGUGCUGACGCAGAGAGGACAGGCGGGGAGGACUCUGAGGACGAUGUCCUGAAAUACGUCAGGGAGAUCUUUUUCAGCUAACAUCUUCUCUCCGAAUUCCCCGGAGAAGAGGGCACAGUGGGGAGCGUGUCUCCUCCCGCGGCCCUGAGAGCGGUGGGAGGAGGGACUGGAGGGGGCUGUGCAUCCAUCUGCUGUGUUGGUGCCCUGUGUAGCUGGUAGGAUACCCAUGAAGGCCACAGGGACAAAGGAAGGAGGUACACAGUUCUCCCACCCUGUGCUGGGCUCAGGGGGAUUUGGGUCCAGAUGUGUUAGUUUCUGUUCCACAUUUCAGAGCAUGGACAGAUUAAAGAGGACAUUUGGAUUUCUGUGAGUAUCCCUUUGGUGGGUUGUUGUUGGGCAUGGAGGGGAGCAGGGAGGUGCUGACCUGGAAGACCUUUGCUGGCAGAGCGACAUGGUCCUGGUUCAGCCUUGGGGGCUCCCUUGUCCUUGUGGUUCCUGUCACAGCUGCAGUGGGGCUUGCUGCUGAAUUUGCCUCCAGUCUCUUGCAGUCCUCCCAAUGCUGAGGAAGACGUGCAGGAGCAGCCUGGCAGGGGCCGGCACUGCCCAGAGGAAGCUGACCCCAUGGCAAAGUGCAUGGGGGUCUAGGAAGGGAUGAAGAUGGCUCAGUAUCUUCUUCCCAAUCCAAAAAAGGGACAAACAAACCACCUGAGGCCAGGUGUGAGAGCAUGUAUUGAAAUGAAGAAUUGGUCAAAUCAGCA